Molecule: messenger RNA, 1948 nt
Organism: Suillus clintonianus
Lineage: Eukaryota; Fungi; Basidiomycota; Agaricomycetes; Boletales; Suillaceae
Exons: 6
Coding region: 1-1602 (533 amino acids)
Molecular function (GO): protein binding
Source: RefSeq, a predicted model, not a curated record
AUGUCAUCCUCCACCAGCAAGACGCCAGCGACCACACCACGUCAGACCAUGCAAGGUCAUACCCAUUGGGUAACAGGUGUUGUCCAUCUGCCCAGCGGACGACGCAUAAUCACAUGUUCAUUGGACGGCUCACUCCGACUAUGGGACCUAGAGAACGGCGCACAGAUAGGUGAGGACUGGAAAGAGGAUGAAUCAGGAAUGUGGUCCAUGGCAUUGUCUCCGAACCACAAGACAGUUGCAAGUGGAAGCGGUGGCGGAACAGUGAGGUUGUGGGAUGUCGAGACGAGGAAGGUGAUCUCCAAAUGGACGGGACACACCGAUCUCGUGUGUGCAUUGUGCUGGAGUGCGGAUGCAUCGUCUAUGGAAUCCUCGGCACCACCAUUCCCGAUAGGACCCAUACCUCCGGCCAUUGAAUAUAAAGUGAAGUCCGCAGCCCUUUCCGCUGAUGGAAAAGUGCUAGUCACUGGGUGCCGGGGCGGGAAUGUGUACACAUGGGACAUUCAUGCCAUCCUGAAAGAAUCUGGCCUGGAAGACUUACUGUCCAUUGGUACCAAUAUUGCACCAAAAGAUGGACACGAACAGAAGGCAUCUCAAGGCAAUUCAGGAAUAGAGCGAACCCCCCGCUCUUCGCUAAGUGACAAGUCAUUUUUGGAAGCUGAUGCUACGCGAUGUCACAACGAGUUUGGGGGUCAUGUCGAUGAACUCCCACCUAGGUUUUUUGACAGCAUGGAGGCCGAAGUUCACUCCUCCCAAACGGGUGGUGCCCACCCUCAUUCCUCUGCAAGUGCACUAUUCUCUCACCUUUCCUCGCUCCUCCACCGCUUUCGACACCACAAUGCUGAAGCAACUGAGCUGCCACAACCCCCGACGCCUUCGAGGUUACAUCUACAGGUGCUCCUCGCUCGCCUGUCCUCACUCAUUCACCGUUCUCCACCUGAAAAUGAUGCAGCAAGCGAACUUCAGCAACCCUCCACGCCUUCGCGGUUAGAUCUACAUGCUCUCCUCGCUCGGCUGUCCUCACUACGUCCCCGCUCUCGACCCAACACCGAAGAAGAAACCGAAACUCAUCCCUCAACACAUUCGGGUUCACGUCCAGAUGGACUCAUCAGUCGUCUGUCCUCACUCUUCCGCUCUCAAGCACACACCAACGAAGACAUCGAACUCCCGCAACGCCCAUGGCGUCCUCAUGUUGUCGAUGUGGCUCCAAUGCGGGACAGGGAGGUACUGUUCGUUGCUCAGCGGUCGCCACCAGAUCGUCCACACACUCAGUCUAAUGGUAAUACCAUACCCGGUGCAAGACCUGCGUAUUCACUUCCCGUCCGAAUGUUGGCCCAUCUCGUGCUUUUUCUCUGCUGUGCGUCUCCUCAACACGAUGGCAAUGCACAACCAACACAACAUCAGCAACAAAGUCAAUCGCAGACCCAGGCGCCGUCACUGCAGACUCAGCCAGCUGCCGCCUCGACGUCCACGACACCUACUGCUCCUGAUACUCAUACUACCGCACCAGGUGCAGCAACCGCGCAGCCACGGCCCCUUCCAUUGCGGGUUCGUCUCGUUAUUUUUCUCUGUUGUGCAUCUCCCCCGAAUGCAGAUGGACAUUGAUGCUGCAGCAUAUGGACACCUAUUUCAUAUGCGGGUCCGGUUCUUCUGUAAUAACUGUUAUUCUCUUUGUUCGCGUUGAGACUGCGUAUUUGAUUGCCAUAACCUCAAUAUCGGGUUGGUUGUAACACUAUGGCAUGAAGCCUCGAUUCUAAUUUCAAAUAUCGCUAGAAACACGUCCUGGCUGCAAAUCAUGGUGCUGUAUAUCCCGUGCACCAAUCAUUCCGUUUGUAUUCAUUCCUUGGGUACCCGAUUAGCAAGUAUGUACAUCCUGCGUUUGACUAGAUCGUUCCCUCGCCCCACUCCACACGCGCACCCUCCAAAUAUCAUUUCCUACAGACUGUAGUUU